AUGAAGUCAACAGAGGUGGACCAAGGGCUUUUCACAGACAGCUACUGCAAAGUGUGCAGCGCUCAGCUCAUCUCCGAGUCCCAGCGGGUCGCCCAUUAUGAGAGUCGGAAACACGCCAACAAAGUGCGCCUGUAUUACAUGCUACAUCCUGUGGAUGGAGGCUGCCCUGCCAAGAAGCUCAGAACAGAUAAUGGCACCGACAAAGGCGACGUGGACAAGAAUAAGUGCUGCACGCUGUGUAACAUGUCCUUCACCUCAGCAGUGGUGGCACAGUCACACUACCAGGGUAAAAUCCACGCCAAGAGGCUAAAACUGCUACUGGGGGAGCAGCCUGCCAUCACAACCAAAGAGGCGUCCCCCAGUCCUGUAAAGAGCUCCCCAGAAACGUCUCCCAUGACCUCCCCGCGACAGCGCCGAGACUCGGACCGCUACUGCCAGCUAUGCAAUGCUUGGUUCAACAACCCCGGCAUGGCUCAGCAACAUUAUGAUGGCAAAAAGCACAAGAAGAACGCUGCCAGAGCAGACCUGCUGGAGCAGCUGGGAAAAACCCUGGACAUGGGAGAGAUGAAAGGUCUGAAACGGAGCUACACCUGUGAAGUCUGCAGCGUCACACUGAACUCGGUGGCACAGUACCACGCACAUCUGCAGGGCUCAAAGCACCAAAACAAUCUGAAGAAUCAGAUAUGUGUCCAGUGAGCGUGGGCCCCAAGAUGAAAAAAAAAACAACUACUGGAUUGAUGUCAGACAAGCUGUGGUCAGCUUGCCCUGCUUUUUCUGCCUCUGCCCCGCUUCUUGCUCUCCUCCACAUCAUUACAAUUUCUCUCUCUCUCUCUCUCUCUGUUCUGUCUUUCAGUCUGUCUGUUUCAACCGCCCUGACGAGGAGGAGAAUGAAGAGAUUUUUUGUAACACUAGCACUGCAUCAACUCUCUCACCUGUCGGUACAGUUUAAACAGUUUCUCAGCCAUGCUGGCCACUCUUUAUUCAUUGACCUUUGACAUUCCACUGCAGCUGUGUCUUUCAUCCACUGAGAGUGUUGACGUGGAUCUGAUACACAGCGGCCUUUCUAAAACUGCAUGGACAAAUAUUACACUUUGUUUUCCACACCAAGUACUGUACGUGUAAUUUUGACUUGAGAAU
Molecule: messenger RNA, 1137 nt
Organism: Plectropomus leopardus (leopard coralgrouper)
Lineage: Eukaryota; Metazoa; Chordata; Actinopteri; Perciformes; Serranidae
Gene: zmat4a
Product: zinc finger, matrin-type 4a
Cellular component (GO): nucleus
Molecular function (GO): zinc ion binding; nucleic acid binding
Source: RefSeq, a predicted model, not a curated record